Molecule: messenger RNA, 4874 nt
Organism: Vitrella brassicaformis
Lineage: Eukaryota; Vitrellaceae
Source: the annotation of a GenBank genome assembly
CGAAGGGGCAGCAGGCAUUGCCAGCCUCAUCAAGGUCAUCCUCACCUUGCGACACGGCUUGGCACCGCCAAACCUGCACCUCAAACAGCUCAAUCCCUACAUCGACUCGACGGGGGACUUCCCAUUCGUCAUGCCGGUCCAGGAGGGAGGAGGACUCAGGCUCAACACCACGGACGACACCUCACACACAGGCACACUCAUCGGCGGAUUGGGCUCCUUUGGUUUCGGAGGGUGCAAUACUUACCUGAUCAUGGAGACUCGUAUCGGUCCGGUAUCCCGAGGGAAGGACAACGGAGAGGAGAAGGACUGGCUCUGCAACCCUGUGUCGUGGGAUCAUCGACCAUUCGGGUGGGACAUGGUUCAGCUAAUGGUUGAUGCCACUCAGUCGGCUCAGCGGAGACUGAGCGAACACGGCCUCCUCGAUGGUCAAGUAUCCCAGCCCCUUGGUGAGGAUGGGAAGGACAUUGACCUCAAGACGAUGAAGGAGGAGGAUGUGUCAAAGCUGAUGAUUGAGUUGGUGGCGGAUCUGUCGGGGCAAGAGGUCUCCGCUGAAACUCCCUUAUUCGAGAUGGGAAUGGACUCCCGCGCCGUCAUCGAGCUGCACGAGUCUGUGAGGAAAAUGACGGGAAUCGUCAUGCCGCAGACCCUCCUCUUCGACAACCCCACCGUCACUACACUUGCCAAGUUCAUCCUCGAGCAGGCGCACAACAUGGACACCGCAUCCAUCGUCGACAUCAGCUCCAUCAGCACCACCCAGUCUCGGUCGCGCAAGCGGAGGGCCACUGACUUCGCCGUUGAUCCGCUCUAUGACCUCGCCGACCUCAGGGCCAACCUCCGUAUUGACUUGUCCAUGACGGCUCCGGCCAAGCCGCCUCGAGACUACACCAAUGUGCUGCUGACUGGCGCAACAGGCAUUGUGGGCCGCUUCCAGCUUGCCUCGCUGCUCGAUCGCAAUGUGGACGGCAAGAGACUCACCGUGCACUGCAUCGUUCGCACCAAGAGCCGGAACGAGGGGCUCUCACGCAUCAGGGCGGCCUGCGAGGAGGCCAUGAUCUGGAAGGACGAGUGGACAGCUCGGAUUGUGGUGCUGCUGGGCGACUUGAGCAAGGAGUUGUUCGGACUUGGCCAGGAGAGGUUUUCCACUCUCUGCGAGACCAUGGACGCCAUCUACCACACUGGAGCGAGUGUAUCGCUGUACCAGGGGUAUACUCGUGGGCGAGUGACUAACACACUUCCUCUGCUGCCCAUGAUCGAGCUGUGCACCACUCAUCGCCUCAAGCCCCUCCACUUCACUUCCACGCUCGCUAUCUUCCCCGCCUUCACUGCCAACUUCACCAAGGAGUUUGCCGAGGAGGAGCUCGUGGAGGGCGCCGCGCCAUCCAUCCAGCACAUGAAGAGGGUAUUCCCACCCCAGCAGCAGGGCUACCCCUGGACUAAGUACGUGUGCGAGGAGCUGCUGAGGGAGGCACGUGACCAGGGGCUGCCGGUGACCAUCUACAGGCUGCCCAACACCAACAUGGCGAUCUCGACUGGCUUCACAGGCAUGUCCAACGUCGCCACGGCACUGAUCGCCAGCUUCAUCCAGGAGGGGUUCUUCCCGCGGGCCGCCAGCUGGGCCAACAACACACCCAUCGACAUGGCUGCUGACGUCAUCGUCUCCCUUUCGCUCAAGGACGACAGAAAGCACUGGAUGUACCAUGUCUGCAAUCCCAGCGUCUUCACCGAGUAAGCAAGACACUCAUUGAGUAGGCAGGAGUGUCACACAGAUUGAUGCAACAGCGUAAUGGUUCGACAUCAGGUCUCUGCUAAGAGAGUGGGCCCAAAGAGCAGGGAUCAUCCUGAGGCCUGUGAGCUUCGAGGACUUCACGGCGGCCAUUAAGGCGAGGGGCCCCAAGUCGCCCAUCUUCAACCAUGUGCCCGUCAUGCGGCACUGGCAGAAGUACUGGUACGAGGACCCCACAUCGGACCGCACCGAGGUGCCCAUCAGCACAUCCAACAUGACGGAAGACAUCGACGUCAGCUGGCCUGCCGCCGAGCAGCUCUGGAGAGCAUCCCUGGUCUACCUGAUGAGGCAAGAACUCCUGCCCAGCGACAGCAAGGCCAUCGCCCUGGACCCACAGGUCCUGCUCGAUAUGGCUCGGGGGCAGACGGGACUCAGCCAGCUGGGGGGGUCGGUGGACGAGGAGGAUGUGCUUGAGGCCUUUCGUGUCUUCAUCCAGUCGGCCCUGGAGGAGAGCAGUAACAUGUCCUUCCUGGGCAGGCUCUUGCUGAGCCACAGCAUCCGCCAAAGACUCUGCACCCUCCUCUACAUGACUCACAGGGCCCACACCCACCCCGCCAUCCGUUGUCAGCAGAUCAAGCAGCCCCUUUUUGUCGUCGGUUUCGACAGAGCCUCAGUGAUGCUUGUGCAGCAACUGCUGGCCUGCGACGAGGGCAACAGGGCACCGACAUUCAGUGAGAUGCUCUGCCCCUUUGGUGAGGACGGCGAGUACGUCCACGACUCGCCGGAGAAGGUGAGGUGAAGGGGAGAAAUGGCUAGAUGUGGAUGAAUCCUGUGCCCAACCCAUUGCCUUGUAUCCCGUCUUGUGUGUGUGUCUGCAGGAUUCUCGCCUUGCACCAGCCCAGGAGGCGAUGGAUGUCAUGUUCGGGAGCAGCGAGUGCGUGAACCGCCUCGGCCCUCUCACAGCCGACAUGGCCUUCGACGACUCGAUGAUACUGCGGCCCGGGACGCAGUUUGACGCUCCCGAGUACGAGUCGCGGCUGUCAGGCAGCAGCGGGUCCGAGGCCCCCCAGGGCUACGGCUUCCACAAGACGUUUCUGCAGCACCUGCAGUGGCAGCAGGGAGGGCAGCCCAAGAGGUGGCUGUUGGCGUCGCCUGACCAUGUUGGCCACCUCGACGACGUCCUCACCACAUACCCUGACGCUAAAAUUGUAUUUGCACACCGGUAUCGACAGCGUUGUACAUUCAGGAGACUCUUUUCAUUCAGUACAGUACACCCUGCGCGUAUGUAUGUAUGCAUGUAUGUAUGUAUGCUGUCAGGGAUGUGUGCGAGACGGUUGCCGGUCGGUGUCAAGAGACCCUGUCCCUCCGACAUGGCCUCAUGACGGUCGACGCAUCCAAGGUGGCCGAGAGGGAGCUCCGCCAGAUGGCGACCAACGCCAAGGCCGCGGGCGACUUCAGGAGGCGCCACCCGCACCUCAAGGCCCAGUUCGCCGACGUGACGCUGAGUGACCUCUUGAAAAACCCCGUGGGCCGCGUCAAGCGGCUGUACAGGAAGCUCAAGCUGUCUCCCUUGUCCCACCGCUCGUCCCAGGCCAUGUGGAAGAUGGUGCUGACCAACAGGAGCAAGUGGAGGACAAUGGUCAAGGGUAUGCCUGUGUCGGUGUCGCACUUUGGGAUCGACGAGGACGACAGCCGCGUCACUUGGCUGUCGGUGGAGAGCCUCAUGGGCAAGAAAAGGAAGCGCAGGAGGCUGGUAGUGCGAUGUGUUGGUAGCCUCCAUCCAUCGGUAGUGUGCUGUCGAUCGGAGCCCACUCAGGUAGACGUUCUUCCUUGAUGGAUGGGCGAUGUGGUAAGUGUCUGUGUAGAUGUAUGUAUACAGAUAGGCGAGGCGGGGGAUGGAUGCGAUGCGAUGCGAUUCAUGGUGUUUGUGUGUUUGUAAGUGCUUAAAUGAAGGAGAGAUGCAAUGCAAUGCAUGGUGUGCAUUGCAUGACAUUCACUCAUUUAUAUGCGUUGCAUGCUGCUGUCUGGACCGAUCCAUACAUACAUUAGGAUACAUGCACUGCACACAUACAUGCCGUGUGCCGCUGCGCCGCCCCCGCAGCCAGUGGCCCUUGGCGGUGUGGUGUGUGCCGUGUCUGUCUGUCUGUCUGUCUGUCUCUGUGUCUCUGUGUCUGUGUCUGUGUGCAUCGCAUCCAUAACAUCCAUCCAUCCAUGGGACACUCCCUUACUUGCUUAUUUGUCGUUGGUUGUAUGUGGCAUGCAUUUUUCGUGCUGUCACUUGCCUGUACGUACGUGUGUACUGAUCUCUUCCCUGUAGGUGUGUGUACUGCCUGCCGUCCCUCGGCCCACAAAACGUGGGCUGCUUAUCUUAUUGAUCAGCGCUGCGGGGGAGCGGAGUGUCAGAUAUUAUGAGGGAGGGGGUGUACCUGUCUGUCUCUGCUGUCAGUAUGUUUCCAUACGCACUUGUCAUGUCAGCUCAGAGCGCUGCGUGCAUACAUACGUACAGGCAGAACCGAUGUUGGGUUUCUGGGCAUCGCAUCGCAUCGCAUUCCAUCUGGUGUGUUGCCUGUCUGCUGAACGGCAGCCAGGCAGACAUGGUGAUUUCCUACGACCUACACAUCGCAUAGUGUGUUGCUUCCUUGCCUGCGUACUUAGUUCCACAUAUGGGUGCGUCUGAGGACGCGCACUGCACCGCACCGCACCGCACCCAGCUAGUCGAUUUUUGCCAUCCAUCGGUGUGUCCCCUCUUUUAUGGAGAGAGUUUGUGUUGUUGACUUUGCGACGUACAGAGGUUUCGGACGAUUGCCGACAGAGUGUGUUUUUUUCCUUUGUGCCCCUCGCGCCGCGGUGCCGUGUUGUACCUGUCUGGCGCGAGCCGUCACAAGGUUGUUCACACCGUUGUUGUCAGUCAUGUGCUCCUUUCUUUCGUCUCUUGGUGUACAUACAUACAUUACAUGAACGCUGCACUGCACACACCGUACACCCAUCCAUCCCUGUGCAUCACUUGGGUUCUCUUUUCCUACACUGUGUCUUCGUCUUCUGUUUGUUUCAUGCAUUCAUUGCAUGCGUAGAUGAAUGACAUGUGCGAAGAGCCUGCUAGGUACGCAGAAGGGCUGACAGUGACAGACCAGACAGGUCUGUGAAUAUGGCG